Polistes canadensis is the source of this 1800-nucleotide messenger RNA. RefSeq names its product corepressor interacting with RBPJ 1. The transcript is spliced from 6 exons. Bases 156 to 1373 code for a protein of 405 amino acids. Gene Ontology annotation, cellular component: nucleus. The record is from RefSeq and is a predicted model, not a curated record. Gene Ontology annotation, molecular function: transcription corepressor activity. Lineage: Eukaryota; Metazoa; Arthropoda; Insecta; Hymenoptera; Vespidae. Gene Ontology annotation, biological process: negative regulation of DNA-templated transcription.
GUAGUUUCUUAAAAAUUUUAUAAUGGCUGCCGAUAUCAAAUGGCAUACAGUGGUACAUAUAAAUGUUAAAAAGUCUUGAAAAAGAAAAAAUUUAGAAAUAAAUAAUUUUUUUCUUUUUAUUCCAAAUAUUAAUUGUAUAGUUAAUUAGAGUAAAUAUGGGGAAAGGAUUUAAUAAUUAUAUGUGCAAAAAAUUUUUCCAUCCAGCUUCGAGAGAUAAUUUAAAACGAGUAUGGAUGGCAGAACAGCAAGCUGAGGCUUAUAAGAAAAAGCAAGAAGAAUUACGUGUUCAAUAUGAGAAAGAGCAAGAUCUUCAUAAUAAUAAAGCACUGUUAAGUAAAGAGAGUAAAGAUAAAUUAAGUGUUAAUUUUAUGUAUGAGCCUCCUCCUGGAGCAAAGAAAGAAAGAGAAAAAGAAGAUAACGAACCAGAGUAUAAAUUUGAAUGGCAAAGAAAAUAUAAUGCACCAAGAGAAAGUUAUUGUAAAGGAGAUAGUGAAAUUCGAGACCAACCUUUUGGUAUUCAAGUUCGAAAUGUUAGAUGUAUUAAAUGCCACAAGUGGGGCCACAUAAAUACAGACAAAGAGUGUCCUUUAUAUAGUCAAGCAAUGAGCGUAGUAAUGGCAAAUAAUUCAAAUUUGCCACAGACACCUGAUGCUUUGACUUUAGUGCAACAAAUGCGAGAAGAUGGAUUAGCGCUUAAAAAAUCUGCACUGGAUGCUCAACAACAUUUACGGGUACCUGGCCAUGAACAUUUGAUGGUUUCUGACGAUGAAGAAAAUUCUGAGAUUACAUUUCUAAAAACUCUUUCAAAGCAAGAAAAAAAGAAAUUGCUAAAGAAACUUCGAAAGCUUGAGAAGAAAAAUAUGAAAAUAAAGCAAAAAAAAUUGAAGAAGAGAAAAGUUCGAAAUAGUAAAAAAUCUCGCAGUAGUAGUAGUAGUAACAAUGAAAGUUCAAGUGAUAGCAAUUGUAAAAAUAGCCACAAAAGCGUCAGUGAUGAUACUAGCAGCAGCAGCAGCAGCAGCAGUAGUAGUAACAGCAGUAGCACCAGCAGCAGCAGCAGCAGCAGCAGUAGUAGUAAUAGUAGCAGUAGUAGUAGUGAUGAAUUCAGUACAGAAAGUAAUAGAAAAAAAUUAAAGCGCAAAAGGAAAUCGCAAGGAAAAGCAGAGACGAAUUCUCAUGGAAAACAUAAUGCUAAUCGACAUAAAGAUAAAGAACGAAAAAUAAAGCAUAAGUUAGAGGAUAAAUAUAAAUCAAGUAAUAAAAUCAAGGAUGAAAAAAGAAACAAAGACAGGACCAUCGAUCAUGACACUCGUAAAAGGAAAAGUAAUGAAUUACAUAGCGAUAAGAAACGUAAGAAACACUGUGAAAGAAAGUAAACCAUUUCUAUUUCGAAGUACUGAAAAAGAAAAGAAGAAUAAUAAAAAUAAAUAAGUAUAAUUAAUAGAAAACAAUUAUAUGAUUAAAUUUGUAUUUUUACAUUAAACCAUAUAUUUUAUUGUAUAAGAAUAAUAAUUCAUUUCUUUUUUCUUUGAUUAGUAGAUGAUUUAAUUUACUUAAUAAAAAACCAUUUAUGCAAUGUAAGUUAUUAUUGUAUAAUUGAUCAUUGAAAUAUGUUAAAUAUAUAUAAUUGAAAAUGUUGUUUAUAAAAAUAGAAAUGUAUAUUUUCCUUAUCAACGAAAUGAAUGAUAAUUAUCAACGUUAUUAAAUAAGUACUUAUAAAAGAUGAACAUAUGAUAUAUUACCGAGAAUGUUUUUAUUUCUAUCAUUAUGUAAAUGGAUAAAAUAUAGGAAGCAUUUAUUUCA